GCUGAACCGGAAGUACACCGGUUAUCAGAUUAUAACACUGGCAAGCAUCGGCCAUUACGUAGUCAUAAAUCUCUUGAAUUUUCACGAGAAACACUUUAUUUUAUGAUUAUACAUAGUAGUUUGUCCUGAAAGCUUAUAAAAAUUGCUGCCGGUUGCAACGCGAUAUGCCAACUGACCACAACUCAUCAUGCUCUUCCUUUUGAAUACUAUCCUGUUUCUCGCAUGCUAUGCGAAUGCGGAAGUUGCGGCUGCACAGUCGGCAUCCAGCUACAGGCAGGCUCGAGCAGUGAGCUUAAGCCUAGCGGGAACGAUUGGAUUCUCGCCCCGUGACAUACUGUUGGAAAGUCUGGAAUCAAAAACCUGCUUCGAUAUGAAGAACGCCGGAAAGCGCGUCGGCACGGAGGUGGUUCUCAACAGUUGUGGAUUUCCUGUGCCGUCCUGGAAUCAACUAUUCACCCUGCAGGAUGUGGACGGGCAGCAUUUCGUGAUUAACAACCGCAAUCACAAGUGUCUGACAUUCUCGUCAUCGCAGGCUCUUGCUUCCGCCGACCAAUGUACCGGUGAUAGUGCAAAAUUCUACCUGGAUAUGUCGGCGGAUGGGCAGUCGUAUCUGUUGCGUCAGAAAGGCUCAAACCGCUGCGUAACCACCACCGACCGAUUCGGUACCAAUGGCGGUGAUGAAGGCCUCAAAGCCGCUGCCUGUGACCGGAAUGAUCCGCGACAGUUCUGGAGAAUUUUUUCAAAGGAUAAGCCUAGACGAUUCGCUCCCCAUCCUUCUCGGUGUUCGAAUUAAAAACAUUUAAAUCGCUCAAACGUCAGCUGAUACACGUUUUUCUUGGACAUAUUUCUGCAGUAAUAUAUAAAAUUUCAUUGUACGAACCCACAUUCGCUUCAUCAUGCAUGCACUUAUCAUAAAAACGUUUUCAUGACUGUGUACAGGCUGCUUAUACAAACUUAAAACUGAUAUUAUAACAAAUUUGUGCCAAUGCUUCGUAAUUAUUGGACAUCUGCCGCAUUCGCA
This is a messenger RNA of Paramacrobiotus metropolitanus, 1021 nucleotides long. RefSeq lists its product as uncharacterized. The coding region runs from base 188 to 793 and encodes 201 amino acids. The record is from RefSeq and is a predicted model, not a curated record. The transcript has a single exon. Lineage: Eukaryota; Metazoa; Tardigrada; Eutardigrada; Parachela; Macrobiotidae.